Molecule: messenger RNA, 1975 nt
Organism: Hordeum vulgare subsp. vulgare (domesticated barley)
Lineage: Eukaryota; Viridiplantae; Streptophyta; Magnoliopsida; Poales; Poaceae
Product: transmembrane protein 53
Exons: 6
Coding region: 511-1761 (416 amino acids)
Source: RefSeq, a predicted model, not a curated record
UCCAUCUUGGACCAGAGAAGGAAAGAAAGAACCCAGAGGAGAAGAGGGGGCCGGUCAGACUCAGAGGUCGGGGUAGGGCAGCCAGCGACGGCGCCGUCGCCCGAUUCCUUUCAAACUCGGCCGCCUCGCCGCCCCCAAAUUCCCUCCCUUGAAAUUCGGCCGCCUCCCUAUUUUUAUCUCCUCCUCCUUCCAAGAUCGCGAGCAAUAAGACACGGAUUCACCUUCAGCUUCACGAGGGCAGUGCAGGCAGAUUCAUCCCCUUCCUUCCUUCCUUCCUGGAGCAAGGAGGCAGGCGGGCACCGGCUGCCGUCCACUCCAAGGGGCUCGGCUGUCAACAACCCACCCUUGGCAGCCAGCCCGCAAUUCCUUUUCCGCCUCCAGCUUCUCCGGCCACCCACAGCCAGGGGAUCGACAGGGAAGGGCAGGGCAGGGCAUACAAAUACCAGAACACCAGCUCCUCCUCCUACUCAUUGCCAGAAUCUGAUUGAUUGCUGAGACAAACCAGGCAGCAUGGCUUCCUUCCACCGGCCCCUUUCCGCCAUGGCGGUGGCCGCCUUCGCCGCGGUCUCCUCCAUAGAGCUACCCGACAGGCUCUCCCACAACCACAGGGUCGCCGACGACGUCGUCUCGCUUCCCACCAGCAGGCCCGAUGCCUCAACGGUGCCUCCAGCGCCGACGCUGUCCAGUCUGCAGUUCCUGCCACGGAACCUCCAGGCCUUCGAUGCCGCAGCCAAGGCGCCUGUCGCGUCCCUGCCAGUCAUCCAGACGGUCUACCAGUACGCCAAGUUCGCCAAGACCUCGCCGGAACAGGGGGCGCUGUUACCGGCCAUCCCUUCCUCAUCGUCGGAGGAUGUUUUGUACCGCUGGCAUCUGCCGGACCCGAGGGCGUGCGGAGGCUCGCCCGACAGGUCCCAGACGGUGGUGGUUCUGCUUGGCUGGCUUGGCUCGAAGCAGAAGCACCUGAAGAGAUAUGCAGAUUGGUACACCUCCAGGGGGUUCCAUGUUGUCACCUUCACCCUCCCCAUGUCUGACAUCGUCAGCUAUAAUGUCAGAGGGAAGGCCGAGAAGAAUGUGGAGUUGCUCUCGGAACACCUUGCGGAUUGGGUCAGGGAGGAGGAUGGGAAGAAGAUUGUUUUCCAUACUUUCAGUAACACCGGCUGGCUUUGCUAUGGUGUGAUACUGGAGAACUUGCAGCGGCAGGAUCCUUCGGCGGUGGAGAAAAUCAAGGGUUCCGUAAUCGAUUCAGCGCCUGUUGCUGUCCCGGACUCUCAGGUGUGGGCACUAGGCUUCUCGGCUGCUAUCAUGAAGAAAAACAGUGUGGCAACGAAAGGAGCUGUAUCAAACGAUACAAGGUCUGACGUCAUAGUUGUGGAGUCUCAAAAUGAUAUCAGGCCAGCAGCUACUGAGGCUGUUCUACUAUCUGCGUUGGAGAAGUUCUUCGAUAUUGUUCUGAACUAUCCGGCCAUAAAUAGGAGGUUGUCGGGUGUUAUGGAGCUUUUGUCCUCAAACCAACCAAACUGCCCUCAGCUGUACAUAUACAGCUCUGCCGACCGGGUUAUCCCGGCAAAGUCAGUGGAGUCAUUUGUGGAGAGGCAACGAAAAGCUGGGUGUGAGGUGAGGUCAUGCGACUUCGUGUCGUCCCCUCACGUUGACCACUACCGCAGCAAUCCGGGGCUCUACACCUCUCAGCUAACCAACUUCUUGGAGGACUGUGUGCUGGCCCGCCGUGAUGAUUCGUCGUCGUCGUCACCAUCUGCAUAGGGUGUUUCUGCAGGAAUACCAACAUAUUUUUUCCUGGUGAUCCAUUGAAAUGUACCAGGAUUAUACAACGAUUAAUUAUACAUCUGACCCAAUUUAGUCGUUCGUUUUUGUUGGUUUGCUUGUGGGUUUAUGUUAGGAGGCACAACUGUAAAAAACGUGAGAAGAAAAGCAAAAGAAAAUUGUGGUUGGCUUGCUGACCAUUUAUUUGUGUGGA